Eriocheir sinensis (Chinese mitten crab) is the source of this 5648-nucleotide messenger RNA. Its product is annotated as protein white-like. The record is from RefSeq and is a predicted model, not a curated record. Bases 719 to 2743 code for a protein of 674 amino acids. The transcript is spliced from 12 exons. Lineage: Eukaryota; Metazoa; Arthropoda; Malacostraca; Decapoda; Varunidae. Gene Ontology annotation, molecular function: ABC-type transporter activity; ATP binding; ATP hydrolysis activity. Gene Ontology annotation, cellular component: plasma membrane.
UAUUUGUUAGUUUAUCAGUCAGUCAAUCAGUCUAUCAAUAAGUCAGUCAGUCAGUCAGUUAGUCAGUCAGUCAGUCAGUCAGCCAGCCACUCGGUCACAUAAUCAUAGUCGGUCAGUCAAUUCAGUCCUUCAGUCAGUCAGUCAGCCGGUCAAUCAGUCUAUCAGUCAUUCAGUCGGCCAGUCAUGCGGUCGGUCAGUCACGGGCAGGACAUGGACCACGCAUCCAAGCAGAGGAGGGAGGAAAAGAGUCGAGGGUCGGAAGUCGGGAGAGGCGGGCAGGAAGGCGGAGCUUAUGCAUAGGCGGCGCGACUCUCAAGCUGGGCUGUCUGUCUACUCCUAUAUCUCGCUCCUCCCAGCAUCACCUUCGCGAGGACCAACGCCAGCCUCACCGUCCCCUCCUCGCUGUGUCAAAAGCAGCAGAACCAAAUUCACACUACUGGCGGCCCUCUACACACUGCUGACGAGGGACUGCCGAUGGAAUUGACAAGGCAGGAGGACCAAAUAUACUGCUGACUGCUGACGAUGGCCUGCUGACGGAGGAACCAAAGCAGAAGGACCGUAUUGAAACUGCUGACGGUUUUCUUCUUGUGCACUGCUGACGGAAUGACCAAAGCAGGAGGAUUAAUUCAUUGCUGACGACCCUCUACAUUGCUGACGAUACCUUGCUGAAGCCACAUACUGCUGACGAAGGCGCUGAAGGUGCUGAAGAGGAAUAACCAUGAUAACCAUACGGGAGGGUUCCAGCCCCCGGGAGGAUCAGCACUGGACAAUAACGAGGCAACACGUGUCCCUCAGGAACAUGGCCACCAACUACAGCCCCUCCUCCUCCAGCCCUUCUUCAGCGUCCUCCUCCCUUACUAUAGACGAGGAAUCGAACCCCUUGACCCUCAGCUGGCGGGGCGUCAACGUGUACGCGAAGCCAGCGGCGGGCGGCAGCGGACAGCGGCGGCGGACGGGAGCGAGCACUCAUUCGUCGGAGCUACGGAUCCUUAAGAAUGUGACGGGCGUGUGCCGGCCAGGAGAGCUGCUGGCCAUCAUGGGCGCCUCGGGGGCGGGCAAGACCACGCUGCUGAACGUGCUGACGUACCGUAACAAUCACAAGCUGCGCAUCACCGGUGACCUCUUCGUGAACGGCCGCCGCGUCGACCCCGACACUCUGACCAGCCGCUCGGCCUACGUGCAGCAGGACGACCUCUUCAUCGGCCUCAUCACCGUGCGGGAGCAGCUCAUCUUCCAGGCGGCGCUGCGCAUGGACCGCCACCUGACCCACGGGGAGCGACUGGCGAGGGUCGACCAAGUGAUCAUGGACUUGGGCUUAAGCGGCUGUGAACACACGCGCAUCGGGACUCAAGGCCUGGACCGUAAGCUGUCUGGCGGGGAGAUACGGAGGCUGAACUUUGCUUGCGAGGUCCUCACCAACCCUGCCCUGCUAUUCUGCGACGAGCCCACCUCAGGCCUGGACUCCUUCCUGGCGCAGAAUGUGGUCAGCAUGAUGAAGGGGAUGGCAGAGAAGGGGAAAACUGUCCUGUCCACUAUACACCAACCCAGCUCCGAGGUCUAUGCCAUGUUCGACCGGGUUCUCCUUAUGGCUGAGGGCCGUGUGGCUUUCUUAGGGAACCCAGAUGAAGCGCUGCUGUUCUUUAGCAAGCUGGGUGUUGCGUGUCCGGCCCAGUACAACCCCGCCGACUACUUCAUCAACCAACUGUCGGUGGAGCCAGGGCGGCGCGCGGCGUGUCUGGUCCAUAUCGCCAGUGUGUGUGAUGCCUUCGAGGUGAGCCGAGAAGGGGAGGCUGUGAUAGACGACGUGCUGGCGAAUGAGGGGGCGUCCCUGCAGCAGCUGGACAGCAACAGCCUCCACAGCGGCCCAGCGGAGGGUGUCGCCAGCAGGUCUCCUUACAAGAGUUCCUGGACGACUCAGUUCCAAUGGGUGCUGUGGCGCUCGUGGCUGGAGACGCGGCGGGAACCUCAGAUUAUUAGAGUCCGCUUCCUGCAGAUACUGGCCAUGGCGGUGCUGCUGGGCUUCAUGUACCGCCAGGACGGGCCGCUGCUCAACGUGGCAAGCGUCAACGGCGGCCUCUUCGUCCUCCUCUGUAACAUGACCUUCCAGAACGCCACCAUGGUUAUCAACUCGUUUUGCUCGCAGAAGGAACUCUUUCUCCGCGAGCACCACAACGGGAUGUACCGCGCCGACGUCUACUUCCUCGCCAAGAACCUCGUGGACGGCCCCUUCUUCACCUUCUACGCCGUGCUCUACACCUCCAUCUACUACUUCCUCGUGGGCUUCAGCGCCGACGUGGACCGCUACCUCGUAUGCGUGCUGACGGCGGUGCUGGUGACGUGGUGCGCGCUGUCCUUCGGUUAUUUUCUGAGCUGCGUCUCCCCAUCCGUCAACGUGGCCCUGCUGCUCCUCGCUCCCUUCCUCCUGGUGUUCAUGCUCCUCGGCGGCUACCUUCUUAACGUUAGGUCCGUCAGCCCCGUCAUGAAAGCCGUCCAGUACCUCUCGUGGUUCAGCUACGGCCACGAGGUGCUCAUGGUGAACCAGUGGGCGGGCGUGGUGAACAUCACCUGCGCCGCCGCCUCCAAGUGCUACCCCGACGGCGAAGCUAUCCUCCAGCAGCUAAACUUUUCUGCGACCGGCGUGGGCCCCGACUUCGCCUGCCUCUGCGGUCUUAUUCUCGGCUACCGGAGUCUGGCCUUCCUCUGCUUCCACCUCCGCGCCGCCAGAUCGAAGCCAAGGCGGUAAUUCGUCCAGCGGUUUAAGGAUAUGAGAACAAUAACGUAAGGAGUCUGCAAGAGGCCGGUAGUUCUAUACGAAGCAGCUCCUGUGAACCCAUAACCCAACCUUACCUCACUAUCCAUGAACUUAUCUAACUAUUCUUCAAUGUGUCUAUGUUACUGGCACUCAUGUUUGGGACUAUUAGUAUCAAGGUAUAUACCAAGACGAGAAAGACGCCCGCAAAACUCUGAUGCCACUGUUGUUGUACUGAAGCCUUCGUGCUGUCAAGCAUAAUAGGAUCAUUGCACAAUACGGUAAAGCAGAUUGCCAAGGAGAAGAGAGUAUCAAGAGGACGGUAUCAAGACCUUUACACCUGGAACUGAACUCUCUUUCGGCCUCUCUUUUUUUUAUUCUUUCGCCGGAGCAGCGUUUAGCGGGUUUGUUGUUGCUUUGUUUUUUGUUUUUUUGGCCUUGAACGAUAAGAAAAAGUUAGGAGUCAAACCAUUUCAAAUAGUCCGUUAAUUUGGGCGUUCGAUUUCGCGGGUCCUUUCCUCCCUUCUGCUCUGCCACACGGUCCCAACACCUAUUUUUCCUCUCAUAUACUAGCUAUAGGUAACAUAAUGAAAGGAAGGUGUUGGGACUGUCACAGGGUCGUAUUUUAAAACAUUUCGUCAUCCAAGAACACAUAUUUGACAAGGCUUUCUUAGGAGCUGUGGGCAUUUCCAGGAGUAGUUUUAUGACCCUGGUGGUAAGUGGACCCUUCUUCUGUACAACGAACCUAAAGAAACACUCAUUAGAACCCGACUGACCCCCUUUUUGACCUUUAGAAAUAGCUGAUGUGAAAACGCCCAAACGGACAAUUGAAAUGGUUUUGACUUAUAGUUUAGUUUGGUUGUGAAAGUCUUGGAUCUCAGGUUGACUCAGAGUUGUGUUAACUUGCUCAAGAGGAUCACGAGCUAUAAAGUCUCGGCGUGUUAGUUGUGUUAGUCUCCUUUGGUUGUGAAAGUCUCGGCACUCAGGUUGACUCAGGGUUGUGUUAACUUACCCAAGAGGAUUACGAUCUAUAAAGCUCACAAGUGUGUUUCUUUAUCUCCUUCCUUGUCCGUGUGUUGUAUAAAGCCUAUGUAAAUCCACUGUUUAGUAAUCCUGUUCAGUACUUCUCUCUUCUACAAAACCCAUAUGUGUGUAUCUUCCUUCUCUCUCUGUGUGUUCUCCGCUUCACACGAGUUCAAAAGUCCACAUAUGUGUUUCUUUUUCUUCUUUCUCGUCUGUGUUUAUGUAAGUCAGUCCGUUCUUUAGGUAUGUUCUCUCUUCUUCUCUCAAGCCCGUAUGUGUUUCUCUUCCUCCACCUUUCUUCUCCUCCUUCUCCUUCACGUCUUCCCAGCUUCCUCGGAGUGGUUGCAAGGAGUGGUGGUUCUCAGGAGGCUGACCGGUGGGUGAGGCUGUCCAAUAGGCGCUCUGACCACGCCCCUUCCUCUCUCUCUCUCUUGCCUUGAUCCGUCCCUCUGUACCGCCUAACCUAUGUCUCUCCUUCCUUCACCGUCUUCCUCUCCCGUUCCCUCCUUCUCUUGUUAAAACCACGCCCCUUUCUCCCUCCUUACUCCCUUCGUUGACCUCCUAGCCUCGAAUUCAACUCCUGCCUCUCCUUCUCUAUACUCCUCUCCCACAAUCAGCUGUUUCUCUCUCCCUCUCUCGCCUUCACUUUCUCUCUCACCUCUAGACUUACCUCCAUCUAUUUCUCUGCCUCCUACUCAUUACCUCCUGUUUUUCUCUACCCCCUCCUCUUCUAUCAGCUGUUUCCCUCCACCUCUCUCUCCCUUACGUCUCUAGCCGUCUCCUCCCUCCUCCUCCUUAUACCUCUUCCUGUCUGCCUCUCUUUCUUCUCCUCCUACUCAUUACCUCCUGUUUUUCUCUCCCUCCUCCUCUUCCAUCAGCUGUUUCUCUCCACCUCCCUCUCUCCUUCACUCUUUUUCCCUCCUCUCAUCUCUCUACCUUCCUCUUCCUCCUCCUGUCUUUUUCUUCUUCCAUUUCUACCAUCAUCUGUUUCUUCCUUUUUCUUUCCCUCUCCGAGCCUUCAUCUUUUCUGUCCUGUCCUACCACGCGUAGAUUACUAGUAGUAGCGGUAGUAAACAGACACCCUCGCCAUAGACCGAUAGGUCUUCUGGUGUCUGUUCUUCCUAUGUAUUCCUAUGUAUCUCCUCCUCCUUACCUUCCUCCUCCUCCUCCUCCUCCCCUUGACCAUCUCUUCACCUCUCCCUCCCUCCCUCCCCAUAGUACUACCCUCCUACCCUGAGACCUUGCUUUCUCUAGUCUGGCGCCAGUCUGCUCACUUACUAUCUAUCUAUGUCUGACCCUUAAUUCCCUACCUACAUCCCUAUACCUUCCAGCAAUCCUUCCUUCCUCCGACAUCCUACCUCCAACCUCCGAUUUCAGCCAGUACCGCCGACACCUCCUGGCACACACGUUUGUUUGCGUUGAUCUCCAGCUCCAGCAACAAUGGCCGAGCUCUUCAGGACGACGGGCUUCUAUGCGAGAAGAACUGUCGCCGCAGCACUGUUACAUUUUCACUGGAAUGAGCUUAAAGCCAAGAAAAAGAGGCGUGUGUGGAGGCGGCAAUGGUUAGCAAGGAGAGAACAGUUUGGGGUUGCCAGCAGACUUAUGCAAGAGCUUGCUCUAGCCUAGAGGACAGCGAGGGCUACAGGCAGUGGACGCGGCUGGACAGACAACAGUUUCGUCUCUGCUUCUCUUGUCCAAGUAAUUCUGGUUCCUUGGCUGGUCAGCGCUGCUCUCUCACGGUGUUGGGGUUUGUUUAUGUAUAAAGAGGUCAACUGACAACUUAUGUUGUUAUAUCAUAAAGUUUAGUUUUGUUUUUCAUUUUUUUUCUUAUUCAUAAACCUUAUUCUAUUGCAAGUUAUGCAAGAAAUAAAAUCAC